AUGGAGUGGGUAAGAGAGCAGCGGCUCACUUCGCAAGUGAGAGGGGGCAGGGUCUGCUUCUUUGAACGUCGCAUGAGAAAGGACGACACCCUUUACAUCCCCAUGAACAUGAUUGCUACCUUCGAUGAAUCUUUCGACCAGGCUUUCAUGCAAGCGCAGCUAGAUCAAUAUGCAGAUUUACACCCAAGUUCACCGUCGAUAACACCACGCCCUCCAGACACACUACCACAGUUCGAGACACCGUCAUAUUUGGAGACAUCACCAUCGUCAUCCCCUUCGGACACAGCAGCACAGUCUGGCACAGCAACACAGUCUGACACGGCAGCACAGUCUGGCACGGCAGCACAGUCUGAUACGGCAGCACAGUCUGACACGGAAAUACAGUCUGACACAGCAACACAGUCUGACACGGCAACACAGUCUGGCACAGCAACACAGUCUGACACGGCAGCACAGUCUGGCACGUCAACACAGUCUGAUACGGCAACACAGCCGGAUAAGCCAUCACCGUCAGAGACACCUCCACAGUCGGAACCACCAUCACAGCCACUGCCUAUUAUCGCAUUUUGCGACAUCACAAAAUUUGCAUUUUCGGCAGAUUUGUUGGAAAAAGGCCCGCAUCUUCCGACCUGCUUUCAGGACAUUGACAAGGAGAUUACCGUAUACAUCAUUUGGAAUCGACAGCCCGACAUCCCCGGGUUGUGGGUUCUUAGGCUGUCCGAAAAUUGCAAGGUAUCUUGGACACCUCGCAAAGGUUUGGAGAAGCAUGCAUAUAAGUGGCCGUCGUUGGCAGACGACAUCUUUAGAGGCCUGGCGAGAGACGACAUCAUGAGAGGCCUGGUGGAUGAUGACACUUCUUCUGCUCGUCCUUUUUUUGCUUAUGGCCACCCAGGGGUAGAGAUUCGGCCAGGGUUGGCAAAAUUGUCUGUGUGGGGUCAGGCACGCAUGGCCGUAGGGACGCAUGGCAAUUGCCGAGACUCCGUGAGAAAUAACCGAUGA
This is a messenger RNA of Fusarium pseudograminearum CS3096, 999 nucleotides long. RefSeq lists its product as uncharacterized. The transcript has a single exon. The record is from RefSeq and is a predicted model, not a curated record. Lineage: Eukaryota; Fungi; Ascomycota; Sordariomycetes; Hypocreales; Nectriaceae. The coding region runs from base 1 to 999 and encodes 332 amino acids.